Hippoglossus stenolepis (Pacific halibut) is the source of this 2271-nucleotide messenger RNA. RefSeq names its product UbiA prenyltransferase domain containing 1 (gene ubiad1). Gene Ontology annotation, molecular function: prenyltransferase activity. The transcript is spliced from 3 exons. The coding region runs from base 852 to 1904 and encodes 350 amino acids. Gene Ontology annotation, cellular component: Golgi membrane; endoplasmic reticulum. NCBI's taxonomy places the organism in Eukaryota, Metazoa, Chordata, Actinopteri, Pleuronectiformes, Pleuronectidae. Gene Ontology annotation, biological process: menaquinone biosynthetic process; vitamin K biosynthetic process. The record is from RefSeq and is a predicted model, not a curated record.
AAAAAAAAAAGAGGUUCCAUGUGUGGAGCCUUGAGGAACCCCACAUGUUAUUUCUCUCCACUCCAAUGUUUAAUUACAAAAUAAUAGCAAGAAAUAUUAUAUUCAGUCUGUAGGCCAUCAACUCCACCGUGCUUUGGUAAGUGGCUGCAUGAAUGUGUCUCAGUCAUGCACAUUGGGAAACUGAAACCAAAUAACGUCAAUGCAAAUGUGAGGAAUCUUGGGGUACUCUAAUUUACCUCAUUUGUAUUUAUAUAUAGUUUUUUAUUUGUUUUUCCAUCUCUUUUUUUUUUUGCUUUGUGUUCCUGUACUUGACUGGAUUUACCAAUUGCAUGUUGAUGAUGUGCAUUACUUUUUUGUAUUUGUAGCAAGUGUUACAACUGACCAGUUCCCCCACUUCUUUAUAUUCCGUGUCCUGUGGUGUAUUUAAUUUUGCCUUCAUUUUAUGGUUCUGUGGUCUAUAAAGUCCAAUGUGGUAUGAAACAUGACUCUUCUCUGAGAUUAUACACUUUCUAUCGUUAUAUUUAAUGUUUUCAUGUUUAGUACUUUUUAUUUCCCGGAGUAAAACACAAGCCGGAACCUUGUGCGAGCGAUGAUGCGUUUCCUUCGAACCUGUGUGCGACGGUGCACUUGCAGCGGAGGAAAUGGCGCCCGUCAUGUACAGCAGUGGCCAGCCAGUCAAGUAUCCUCCAAGUUGACACGUACGCUGAGACACGGAGCGGACUCUGCGGGCCACAGAAACAUGUUUGCAAGCAGAGAGGAGCCCGGGUGGUGUCGGACACGGAGGACAUAGCUGGAACAUCAAACUCUGGCAUCUGGGAACAUCACUGCUUCUGUAGACACCUUGCACAGAAAUGGCCAAAGAGCCGAUACAAAGCAGGGCAGAGACAUUAUCUCUGGCUGGAUCUAAUGGUCACAAUGACCUACAAUGGCAGACUGGCAUGAAUAACAUGACCAAUCACCCUCCAGGAGCCACAAACCACAAGUCGAAGAUGGCCCGCGUCGCCUCACAUGUCAGGCUUAAGUGUGCCGCAUACGUGCUGGCGCUGAGACCGUGGAGUUUCAGCGCCUCGCUCACGCCAGUGGCCCUCGGCAGCGCCCUGGCGUACAAACUUGAUGGCUCUGUGGACUUGGUCAUCCUGAUGGUGUGUGCGGUGGCCGUCCUUGUAGUCCACGGGGCAGGCAACCUUGUGAACACCUACUAUGACUUCUCCAAAGGGAUUGACCACAAGAAGAGUGACGAUAGGACUCUAGUGGAUGAAAUUCUGGCACCGCAGGAUGUUGUCAUGUUUGGAGCGUUGUUAUAUUCUUUGGGGUGUCUGUGUGCCACCCUGCUCUACUUCCUGUCCACACUCAGACUGGAACAUCUAGCUCUUAUUUACUUUGGGGGACUAUCCAGCUCAUUUUUAUACACUGGAGGCAUCGGCCUCAAGUACGUGGCACUUGGGGACGUGGUAAUCCUCAUCACCUUCGGCCCUCUGGCAGUCAUGUUUGCCCACGCAGUACAGGUCGGAUACCUUUCAGUGCUGCCGCUAGUGUACGCCGUCCCGCUGGCGCUCAACACAGAAGCCAUCCUCCAUAGCAACAACACCAGAGACAUGGACUCUGACAAGCAGGCAGGCAUCGUCACCCUGGCCAUCCUCAUAGGUCCUACGCUCUCCUAUGUCCUCUACAACCUCCUGCUCUUCGUCCCCUAUGUGCUUUUCUGCAUCCUCGCCACCCGUUACACCAUCAGCAUGGCGCUGCCUCUGCUCACGCUGCCAAUGGCCUUCCCCUUGGAGAGGCAGUUCCGCAGCCGAUACUACGCCAAGAUCCCCCAGAAGACGGCCAAGCUCAACCUCCUCAUGGGACUUUUCUAUGUGUUUGGAAUCAUCCUGGCACCUCCUGGUAGCUUGCCAUUACUGUGAUUCUCUAGGUUUGAUAUUUCAAUUUUGUUGUUUUAACACAGACUAGUUUAUGUCUCUCCUUGUAUUUGUACAAAGCUAUCUGAAGACUUUCACUGGCUUUAAUUUAUUGUCUAAUUUAUACGUCGAGCAGAGAUUUAGUUUAGGUCCUCGUCUGUGACACUGAAAGCCUAAUCUUUUUUUUUUUUUCAGUAUUAAGCCACAUGUUGGUAAAAUUAAGAAAUGUUGGUGUUAUUUGUAGAGGUGGACAACAUUUUCAUAGGUAAGGACAGACAAUAAACCAACAGUUGCCAUAAUUUUAAAGACACAAUAUGUAACAUUGAUACUUCCUCAAUAAAACGUUAUUUUUAACAUUGUACUCUGUACGGUA